Messenger RNA from Paramuricea clavata, 7459 nucleotides. Lineage: Eukaryota; Metazoa; Cnidaria; Anthozoa; Malacalcyonacea; Plexauridae. The record is from the annotation of a GenBank genome assembly.
AAAAUUUCGUCAUUCAUCCCUUUCCCAGUUGAACUGGAUAUGGAGCCUUUCAUGUCGUCUAGGUAAGUAAAAUAGUCCUGAAAGUCCUUGAAUGUCCUUGAAUUUGUAAGGGAGUAGCUGCUACUUUUCUUGCUUUAGUUUUUGGAUAUUUGGCAUUCAAAACGGACAUUUUGUUGAAUUGAUUUUGCAUGUUCAUAUCUGACAAAGCUGUUUGAAACUCAUUAAAGUUUCAUUUUGAAAAAUUCAACGUCAGAUUUUACUGAUUUCUGACCCCUUGUCAUCAGUAUUUAGUCCUUGAAUUUUCUGAUACAUGGCCUUGAAUGUCCUUGAAAAAGUCCUUGAAUUAGACUCUUUCACAUGUACGAACCUUGUGCAAAAUUAUAUAUCCCACUUGACCAUAGAUUAAGUAAGGACAGAUGUGUAACUUCAGUAAAAAAGUUGUCCCAUAAUCGUCAUCUUCCUAGCAAGCAUAGAAUAUAUAAUAGACCAGAAGUCUCACUGUACACCUUUCCUUAACAUUUUCGUGUCCACGAUUUUCGCCUUGCGGAUCACGAAUUGCGCACGCUAGAUGACGUCUGUGACACUUGCUGCGAACAUCACGUCAGCGUUCGUCAGCGUCAAUUCCUCAAAUCAACGGUUUUUCUUGAAAUUCGAAAAACAUGCUCAAAGUGUACGCUGCAUAUUCUGCAAUUAUUGUGCAAAUAUUUUACGCUUUUGUUUUUUACGUUGUGUCUUCCUGUUGCGAUGACCCAUUACUUGGACCAGUGGCAUUUAAAAACGGUUAAAACAGCAAUCUGUAUUACCUAGUGAUGGCAAUUGAUGGCGUUGCUCGCGUUUGAUGGCGUUGUGAUUACACUUGCUGGCUCGCGCUUGCGCAUAAAAAAUCUCGGACACAAUGUUGGCUGAGUGAGGCUUCUGGUCUAUUUUCUAUUCUGUGUAGCAAGUGUCGCUCGCGUGAUUGUUCGUCAUCUGGUAAUACGUCAUUGCUUUCAAAAAUGCUUUCAACACCUUUUCUACAAAUUUAAAUGCUUUCAACAACUUUAAACAUUCAACAAAUAUGCUCUUGAUUGUUUAAUCCAUAUGUUUCGAUCCAAGAAGGCAGCAAUAAAGUGCAAAGUAAAAAUUCGAGUUCAAAUCCCGCUCGAGCCAACGAUUUUUCGUUGGUCAAUUGACCAUUUGCGUAAUAGACUAAAUUUUGAACUAAACAAGUCUAGACAAACGGGAAAUUGACAGCCCCAAACCCUUCGAGGCUGUCAAUUUCCUGUCUGUAAUCUAAAAUGACUGAAAAUUGCAAAUUUCGCAAGCCUAUAUUUUCCGCAUUUUACAACAUUUUGCAACGAAACUUUGGAAUAUUACUAAUUUUGUAAUGCUCUUUCAAGCUGUAAUGAAAUUUUUGUUGAGAUCAAAAUUUAGUCUAUUACGCAAAUGGUCAAUUGCAGUGUCAGAAUAAUAUGAAACUGGUUUUUCGUAUCUCUGAGGAUGGUUCUAAAAUGACGUGUACAUCGAAGGAAAUUUGAGGACACGAAGUCCUAUUAAGUUACACAUCUGGUAUAUACUGUACUUAAUCUGUGACUUGACUAAGAUCCCACCUAUAUGCGCUUUUACAAAGAGCAUGCAGAUGUCACUUGGGUGAGUUUCGCGGUUAGCUAUUACUAUAUGUACAGUGAUAUUUUUUGUUUUAAUUUUAGCGAACAAAUUGAAAAUGUAAAUAUACAAACCCCAAGUUCUUCCUGUCCGGUGAAUGAUUAUAGGUAUGUUUUAUAGUUGCUAUAAGUUAAUUUUAUUCAAAUAUAUAUUUUAUGAUAAGAAGAGGAUUGCAUAAAUUAGGGGAACUUGAAAGAAAUGUUUCUGUACUUUAUAUUCUCUAUAUGCAUGAUCGUUGCUAACCUGAGCAAUUUCUAAUAUUUUUCCCAGAUAUUCGUUAUUUGCUGUCGUCAACCACAGUGGCACACUCGAAGUUGGUCACUACACUUGCUUUGUCAGACAGAAAAAGGACCAGGUAAUGAAAGUCUAUUCUUCUAAGUUUUAUCAUGUAUAGUUGAAGAAACUGAAUACCAGUGCUGGAAAAUAUCCGGCAGCACCACUGCCAGGACGUUUUAACAAAAUAUCUUUGCAGGAAAUUUUCUUACAUCUUGCAGGAAAUUCCUGUCAUCUUGUAUACUAGAAUGCCAUAUUAUUUACCGAGGUUGUUCACCACAUAUCCACAAUUGUUUUCACAAUGUGCGGCACCAUAUACGUUCUCCGAAAUUAUUAUUUUUGGAUUUUGCUGCCAGGAAGAAAAAAAUUUAAUGUAUUUUCUUGGGUUGCUGAAUAUUUAUAGCAAAGCAGCUGACGAUAGCAAACCAACUUAUUUGAAAUUCAUGAUUUCACAAAUAAUUAACAAUUAUUCGCCGAAGGUAAGGUAGCCUGCGGGCAGCCAAGGUGAUUAUCGGUGAAUAAAAACCGAGACGAAGUCGAGGUUUUUAUUCGCAAAUAUCACCCAGCAUGAGGUGAAUAAUUGUUUUAGUAUAAUUUCAUAGGUGGUUAUAUGGAAAAAAAUAAAAAAUACCAUUUCUUUGUCAUUUAAUUAACAAAACGGCUUCGGCCGCCAUUUCGAAAAUCACUUAGGUGAUUAUCGCGUUAUAAUCACCUCAACGGCAACCAAUCACCGUGGAGAAUUUUCAAUAAUCACCUUCCAAAUAUAGUAAAGUUCCAAAUAUAGUAAAGUUUAAAGCAGCUAUAUUGAGAUUUAAAGUGGUUUCAUUGCCUUACAAACGUGCCUUUUCCACGACAAAGUAUUCAAUAUAUUUUUGUCGUCGUUUUUUUUAUUUUUUACUUUAAUUUAAUUUACAUAAAAAAGGGAAUCAAUAUUAAAGAUACACUGACAUUUAAUAUAUGCUGUCUUGUUUAGUUGUUUCAUAUACGCAAAGGCCGUCGGGUUUUAAAUCCAUUAUAAAAUUAAUAUUUAAAACAAACUUACCUUCGUUAUUCGUUAACAUCGGCUCCCUUCUUUUAGCCGAUUCUUUCGCAGUUUCUUUCUCAGAGAGCUUUUGAAAUUUACAAAAUCUUGCAAAAAUGCGAGCAAAAAUGGAAUAUAUUUGCAAGAAAUUUAUCAAUCAUCAAAUCAACUCAAGAAAUGUUUGCUAUUUCGCAGUCGUUAUAAUGCAAACUUUAAAUUGGACCAAUCAGUGUCCGCUAUUCGUGACAGUCCGCCAUAUUUUUGAGAUCAGUGAGGAUGACCACCCACCCAACACCGUUGGUCACCCACGCCCGCGAUAUUUGAUGAACUUUAGACUCCGCUAAUGCUUUCGUUUCCCCGGGUGUAAAUAGCCGGGGGGAAUUAGUACCCUUCGCAAGGCUAUAUUUUCUGCAUUUUACAACAUUUCGUAACCAAAUUUGAAAUUUUACUGAUUUUAGUAAGUUCUUUACGAAAAUAUACUUUUUUCCCCCUAAAUAAAAAAUUAGUCUAUUCAUGCAAGUUGUCUAUUGAAAUGUGCUUGGGUUGGGGUGCACCGGAUGCAGCUUUUUGCUAUUCCGCCGGAUGCCAGAGAUGCCAGGUUUUCGAAAAUAUCGCAUACCGGAUACCGGUUAUUUUAUGUAUAAGGUUUAGGAUUUCAUUUAAGGUAAAAUAAUGAUUUUAAUUGGUUAUAAAGUGAUGAUGUUUAAAAUAUAUUUUGAUUUGAAAUAUAGAAAGAACUUCACAGUCUAAUAUCGAUCAACUUUGACAAUACUGCAAUUGCUAGCUUCUCUCCGAUCAUUUCAAAUAAAAAUAUGAUAAACAUCCAUGCAUUCUUUUAGCAAUAUCGAAUUAUUUUAAACCUGCAAAACAAGGCCUUCUAUAAACAAUAUCCGGUAUCUGACCUGAUAUUAGAAGUAUCAAGUCGAAUGUCCCUAAAAACGACUAACAUACGUGAUCAUGAGUUUCCUAUCCAGAUUUCGUAUUGUCCAUGUAUUAUCAUAUAUCUAUAUAGGGCCGCGGUUGUACAAAAAGGUAGCUAUAGUUAAAGUUAACUACUGGGAAAAAUAGUGAAAUUCAGACUGUGGAAUUUCCGAUUGUAUCGCUUAUAAAUAUCCGUAGUAUGUCCAUACAAUAUCCAUAGUAUCAUUGAAAUUGUAAUUAGUAUGCAAAUUGGAUUUCAAAGUGGAUUUCACACUAUUUCCAUAGUAAGGAUUUUGAAAGAAAUUUCCAAUGUUAGUGCGAACGAUGACCAAUCAGAAGGGCGUAUUUGAGAGUUAACUACUAUAUAUUUAACUACAAAACGGGUCGUUAAAAAGUAGUUAAGCCUUUGCACUCUCUUUAGUGGUUCAAAUGUGACGAUGCGUGGAUAACGAAAGCGACGGUUGAGGAGGUACUUAUGAGUGAAGGGUAAGAAUAUUUUUACUCUAAUUUUGUUUUUCUGGGAAGAAUUUUCAUGCGUCAAGUUUGUAAAAUGCACAAACAGAAUUUUUAAUUAAUUAAUAACAUUAAUUUCAUAUUAUCGAAUAUCGAAUCAUUGUCUUAUCCACAAAAUGGUCAAGCCGGUUUUUGAUUGCACAAUUAUCAUUAGAAAAAUUAUCUUUAAAGAUAUUACAAUUUUCCUUUUUAAACAAUCACCCACUUGGAUAUAUUACUUUGAUAUACUAUUUUUAAGUUAAAAAUUAUCAUAUCUAUAUACAUAUACAUAUAUCAGUAAAAUUGGUCAUUUCUUAUUCUAUAGGUACUUGUUAUUUUAUCACAAGCAGGUCUUGGAAUACGAGUAUUAAUUUAUACAUGUGACAUUAAUUAAUUGCGACAAAAUUACACAAAACACAUCCUACUUGCAACUUGCAGUCUUUCGAAGGCUGUCCACGCGUGCGUAUAAGAUACGCAUAGAGUAUAGACUUUGUAUGCCAAUUGCCCAAUUCAGAUCGUGUGAUGCUUCAGAGGAUUUUUUGUAUAUGUUGCGUAACACGCGCUCAAAUACUAAAAUGACGUGUGACGUUUAGCUUGGUUAGGUUGUAUUGCUGUAAAUAUGGUGUCAAUAGGCAAUUCCAGCUUUUAGUUUAUGCGUGCAGGGGAUGAUGGGAAGUAAGGUAUCGUAUUGCUGAUUAUGCUGAAAAAAUAAAAAUGGUGGCUGUGUAAACACGGAGUGAUAGCUUAUACUAAUACGGAAAUAUUUGGGUUGUUUCGGCAGUUUUUAUUGAAAUUUUUCAGCAUAAUCAGCAAUAUGAUACCUUACUUCCCAUCAUCCCCUGCACGCAUUACCUAUUUAAUCCUUGAUUUUAAUGCAUCAUUGAUGAUUUAUUUUAUUCGACAUUUUUUACUACAACUUUGUGUUUCGCAACCGCCAGAUGCAUUCAAAGAAUUAACUAAUUGUAUAUAUCAAAUAGAAAAUGAAACUGAAACAAAUUUUAAGAAGGAAUGUGAGAAUGAGAGUUUUACGUUUUGAACCGGCUUUUUUUCGCGAAUGCCCGACACAGAAAAUAAUUGCCUCUUUAAUUUAGUUUUUUUAUUACUCUUUGUCAUGAGUUAUUUUUCAUUCAUAUUCAAAUAUAAAAUACAUAAACACGUAGAGUAACGAAAGAUGUAACUAAAGUGUGUAUAAAAAAUGCGCAGUUUGAAAAUGUUCGCUAAACUUGGCAAAUUCCGCAAAAUUUGUGAAAACAUUUUGCAUGCAAGAGCAGUUUAGGGUCUGCUAGUAUCUUUUCCAAUGAAAUUAUUUUGAAAAGUAAAUUUUCGUGUGCAGCAGGGUUGUUUUUAAAAAACACUUUAAAAAUGGCUUGCGCACAAAAAUGAAAAGCUUAAAACGCAAUUUCAAAUCAAAGAGUAACAAUUUAGAAGGUGCCUUAUGAACUAUCAAAGUACCAGAUAAUUUGAUGUACAUUAAGUCCAAGUCGAGACCUCCAAAACGUGGACCUUUUUUGCCAUAGUAGUCUUUCACUCAUGAUUGAUAUAUCACACGCAUGCAUGAUUGAUUUUAUGCAUGAUUGAUUUUAUGCAUGAUUGAUUUUAUGCAUGAUUGAUUUUAUGCAUGGUUGAUUUUAUGCAUGGUUGAUUUCUUGCAAACUCUUUACAAAAAGUUUAUGCGUGAAAGGCUACUAUAUCGCGAAAAAGUCCAGCUUAUAGAGAGAUCACGCGUUAAACUUUGUAAAACACUUUCUAAAUUUGCACCUCGUGAAUUCAAAUUGCGUUUUAAGCAUUACAUUUUUGUCCGCAACUGGCAAGACCUCUUCUCCAAUUUUCAUCCAAAUUUAACUAAAAUUUAAUCAAUAUACCCUUGGGCGAUGUCUAUUAUUGCCACAAAUGUUCGUAUUAAUACACACACACACACACACACGCAGACACAAAAACAAAAACGCAAUUAAAACAUAACCUCCUGGUGGAGGAAAUAAUCACAUGAUCUGAAAUGGGAAUCUCCAUACAAUGCGAAGAAAGUCUAUUUGAAUUAUAACAUUAUGAGUGAACUGUUCUAAUUACAACGAACUUAUUCACUAUAACGAACUAUAGAUAGGAAAUAUUCAAGAUUUAUUUGUAAAUACGUUUAUAAAUCGACACGCAAAUCAAUUCACACCAUUCAAUACUUUCACAAAUAAUUGAUUAUUUAACGUUGAAUGUCAUAAUGAGUGAGAUAAUUUAAUACAUUUUUAUACAUCUGUGUGCUAAAUUGUUUACAAUAUUAAUAAUUGAUGAAGACAAUCCAAAAGAUGUUAAUGCUAUUCCUCUCCCAGAACACAUCCUAAAUAUUUAACCUCCCCCUCUUUUUUACAACGACAAAUCACAGCCCCGCCCUUUUUUUCGCCCCCCCCCCCCCCCCAACCAUGAAUAAUUAACCUUCCCUAAACGGCCAAGCUGUAUUUAGAAAAGAUUGGGAAGCCGUGAUUUCUAGAGACGAUGUUAUUGUAUUGUACUUCCGAGGAUAUUUUAUGAUUGCCAAGUAAUCGAUAUUAGCAACCGCAUAAUUGUCCAAUGGUCCUUGAAUGACUCGAAUGUAAAUUUCUAACCUGCAAACGGGCAUACUCGGUUUGGCCUGCGGAUGAGGUCGCAACGUAUUAUGGAUAUUUAAUCGUAAGAAUUGUGUCGUAACAGAAAGUGCCCGUUAUACAAAUUUUACUUCAACUUCAAAAAAUCAUUUAAUUAAUUCAUUAAAUAAAACAGUUCUAUAAGGACAAGUCAUGAUAUACAAUAUAAUACAUAUAUAAUUCUAGCGUUUUAAGCAACCAGAAAGCGAUAUCAAGCUUUUCUUGGUGAUGACUCUGUUGUUUUCUCCACAAUUCCAAACGAUUUAUAAAGUCUGUUCUGUCUUGUCCCCUGUAUUCUGGUUAAGUCUUUUCCGUAUUGUAAAUCACGUUUUAAUGUUUUAUGUUGUUCUUCAAGCUGCUGUCGUUUCUCGUGAAGGGCGCGAGUUCUUCUAAUCAAUGCCAGUAGUUCUUUUCUUAAUUUCUGAUUUUCUUCUUUCACUUUUUGUGUCUGACUUAUCAUCGAUUGUUUUGCCUCCUGUUUGGGAAAAAGAACCAGUUUCAU